UACAAACAAAAUGAAAAGUGAGAGUAGAUACCUGCUACUGUUAACAGAGAAUUAUGGUACAUUAACAAUCAUACAACAACAGAUUCUGUCUAGGAGAGGUGAUAUCAGACCGAUUACCAUAUUUGGUAGUAGCUUUAGAAGUGACCAGGAAUAUACACAGGUAUGUCGAAACAUCAAUAAGAUCAAAGUGUGUAUGGAGACAGGGAAAACUGUGAUAUUACUGAACUCAGAAAAUCUCUAUGAGAGUUUAUAUGACGCCCUCAAUCAAUAUUAUGUAUAUUUUGGCGGAGAGAGAUACGUUGAUCUUGGACUAGGAACACAUAGAGUCAAAUGUCCAGUACACAAAAAUUUCAGACUGAUAGUGGUAGCAGAGAAGCAGACAGUAUACAAGAAGUUUCCUAUACCACUAAUCAAUCGUCUAGAGAAACAUUUCCUCACCAUCAACACAAUGUUGUCACCAGAACAACAACAAGUUGUAGAUAAGUUGGAGAACUGGGCAAAGGAGUUUGUAAAACAGAGAAAUGUUGGUUAUGCACAUAGAGGUAAAACAACAGCCACAAAAGUAGGUGAUGUUUUUAUUGGUUACCAUGACGAUACAUGUUCAGCCAUUGUUCUAGAUGUUUGGAACAAACAUACAGAGAUAGAGAAUGAGACAGACAGGGAUACACAGGUUUUACAAGAAUCUAAGGCAGUGUUGCUGUGGUGUGCUACACCUGAAUCCCUGAUCAGACUGGAACACAGUAGCUUGACAAACAGGGAGAAAGAGUUGUUGAAAGGAUGGUACUUUAACAAACAAUCACAUGACAACCUUCUACAAUAUCUGAAUGUCAAAAUAGUUAAACAGGAAUGCAGGCAAUUAUUUUCACAGAUAACAACCCAUUCCAAACUGAUGGCAGGUGUUCACAAAGGAGAAAUUAGUAAAGCCACUGGAAUAGAUGUUGACAAAAUACUCCUGCUAGAAACUUUGUCAUCAUUUGAUACUGAACAACAGUUCAGUAACAGGAUUCUACAGCACAUUCAGGGUACAGGAAAAGACCCAAGUCUUAUGGUGAUACAGUGUGACUCAGGUGACAUGAACGCCAAUCUGAUUGCGUGUGCUCGCUACUGCGUCAUGGAUGAAUUUGAAAAGAUGCGUGAGGAACUAAGAGCUCCCAUCCAUGUUGUAUUUAUUGUACAGCUCCCACGAGGGGCCUCAUUCACAGGAUUUCAGUGUGGACUUUGGCACUCUGCACAUAUAGAUGACCUGUAUCCAGAAGAUAUGAACAUGCCUACACUACAAGACAUGCAAGGAAAAUCUAUAUCUAAACUCUUCACAGAUUAUGUUAAAGAACCUUCUGCAAUGGAAAUUGAUGAGGAUGUUCCUAGAGAAAUUGCUCAGACAGAAGAAGAAAUGGAAUGGACUGGUGCAGAAGGUAGAAAUGAUUCACCAAGACAGGGAAUGGAUGAAAACAUUGUGUACACAAAUGACUUGGACUUUGAAAAUAGAAUGGGAAAUGCCCCACUUCAAUUAGAUGAUGUACUUUUAGAUUUGAAAAGUGUAGAUAAGCAUGGAGGUGAAGGUUUUAAUAAAGGAUAUGGUCAACAUAGACUGAAUGUUAAAGGAUUGAUAUUAUCCUGUGUACAGGCAGCAUUGUCUAUGGUGAAGGAUAAGGUAGAAAAUACAAAUAAAGAAACAGACAGGGUCGGACUGGUUCUGAAAUUGCUCCACCAGGAACAAGUUGAAGGUCAAGCAUCUUUCCUACACGGAGUAUGUUGUCUCAUAGCCAAGCUUCUGAAAGAAAAGGAAUCAAAGACACAUGUUGCCCACAUGGCACAGCAUUGGCUGAUAAAUGAAGCUGCAUCUUCUGAAAACAUCAACAAAGCUGGAACAUUUAGGCGAUCAUGUAUACAGACUUUGGAGACAAAAGUAGCACCAAUCUUAGCUGGAAUUAUAGCUUAUUUGGAUACCAAUGAUAACAUGAAAAUUUUACAAGAAGAACAUUUCAAGUGGAAACAAGAACUAUGGCUCACUUACUUGAACACUGUGGAUGCCAUCAAUCUACAGUUCACAGAUUUGCAGUCUCCAAAAAGACAGAGUGACCUACCAGAGGUUGUUGUCAUGACAACAGGAUGUGAAGGUCAAAUGUUCAGUGCAAGAAUGCCAUUUUCCUGGCUGCUUAUAAACCAGAUUAAUGAAAUCUUGAAAUUACAUCAUCCAGUGGCAGAGUCACAUGACCAUGAAGAAGUAGAUGAAGUCUGCUCAAAAACAGAAUCUUCAGUGAAGGUAUUGAGUGAGCAUGCACUGGGUAAAGUAUUGAGUUGUAUAACAGAGGAACAUGAUGUAGCAGAAGCUGUACAAGAAUAUAUCUAUGACUUUGUCCAGACCAUGUAUAAAGCUGCAUCAGUACAUGAACAACAGUUGGUAUGUCAGACAGUAUUCUAUAUGACCACUCAAAUGGCAAUGGCAAACAACACAACAGAGAACUCCCUGCUACAUAGUUUAGUGACUGUGCAUAUUGCCUACCAGAAACUUGCACCUAGACUGACCUACUUCAGGGCUAUGAACAGUGUAUGGCCAGAAUGUAGUUCCACUAUUGUAGACUUGAAAGCCAAAAACCCUGAUCAUUUUAUGUUCAAGGAACAAGAAUUU
Ruditapes philippinarum (Manila clam) is the source of this 2629-nucleotide messenger RNA. RefSeq names its product E3 ubiquitin-protein ligase rnf213-alpha-like. NCBI's taxonomy places the organism in Eukaryota, Metazoa, Mollusca, Bivalvia, Venerida, Veneridae. The record is from RefSeq and is a predicted model, not a curated record. Gene Ontology annotation, molecular function: ubiquitin-protein transferase activity; ATP hydrolysis activity.